AUGGCCGGCCACCGCGGAGGCUCGGCCUCGCCCUUCACCCUCGUCGAGUUCCUCAACAGGCUGGUGACCCUGCUGAGGGAUUUCUGUGGCCCCCUGAGCGAGAAAAAUGUGGGGCUGAACCUGGGGCUGGUGUGUGAGCUCCUGGAGGAGACCCUGGAUUUCGGGCACAUCCAGACCACGACCCCCGAGGUUCUGAGGAGCCUCGUGCAGGCCCAGCCCGAGACCCCCAAACCCUUCAACCUCCUGGACCUGGGCUCUGUGGGGCUGUUCGGGGCAGAGACGCAGCAGAGCCGGGUGGUCCUGGCGGCGGCCGCCAGACCCUCCCCUGCGGGGACCAGCCUUCCAAGCCCGAGGUUUUCAUCGAUCGUCGUGGAGCGGCUCUCGGUCGUCAUCGCCUCCAACGGGGACCCCCUGAGGGUCGAUGUGCAGGGACAGAUCCGGCUCAAGAGCUUCCUGCCCCCGGGAGGAGAGAUGAGGGUGGGGCUGACAGAGGAGUUCUGUGUGGGGAAGUCGGAGCUGAGGGGGUACGGGACCCCGGUGCGGGUGGACGAGUGUUCCUUCCACAGCUCCAUCAAACUCGACGAGUUCGGCUCGGGAGGGUCCUCAGGGUCACCCCACCCCGGAGAGAUGACGCUGAUGCAGUACCAGGUGGUCGAUGAAAUUCCAGCCCCGCUCCCCUUCCGCCUCUUCCCCACCCUGGAAAAAGACCCCGGGGGCAGGAUCCGCCUGUACCUGAAGCUCCGCUGUGACCUCCCCCCAAAAAGCCAAGCCUUGAAUGUGCGGCUGCAGCUCCCGGUGCCCAAGGGGGUCACCAGCCUGAGCCAGGAGCUGAGCAGCCCUGACCAGGUGGCCGAGCUGGAUUUGGACCAAAGCAUCCGCUGGAAAUCCCCAAAUUCCAGGGGGUCCCAACUUUCCGCCCUCUUCAAGCUGGAGGUGCCGUCCCUGUCCCCGGGGUGGCCCCUGGAGGUGGGUCCUGCCCACGCCUCGUUCGAGCUGCCGGCCCAGACGUGCUCCGGGCUCCGCGUGCGCUUCGUGCGGCUCUCGGGGCCCCCCGGGGCCCCCCCAGCCCAGCGCUGGGUUCGGUACCUCACCCACAGCGACUCCUACGUGCUCAGGAUCUGAGGGGGACCCCCCAGAACGCCCCAAAAUGCCCCAGAAUUCACCCCAAAUUCGCCCCCGAAACACAGGGGUUUGUGUUUUAACUUUGGGGUGAAAACGGCACUAAAUGGGAAAAAAACCC
Messenger RNA from Myiozetetes cayanensis, 1240 nucleotides. It is a transcript of the gene AP4M1, whose product is annotated as adaptor related protein complex 4 subunit mu 1. NCBI's taxonomy places the organism in Eukaryota, Metazoa, Chordata, Aves, Passeriformes, Tyrannidae. Gene Ontology annotation, cellular component: trans-Golgi network; clathrin adaptor complex; cytoplasmic vesicle. Gene Ontology annotation, biological process: protein targeting; Golgi to lysosome transport. The record is from RefSeq and is a predicted model, not a curated record.